This is a messenger RNA of Durusdinium trenchii, 1249 nucleotides long. The record is from the annotation of a GenBank genome assembly. Lineage: Eukaryota; Dinophyceae; Suessiales; Symbiodiniaceae.
AGUCGGCCCACCGUGAACCAUGGCGCUCGAGCUGCCUACCUCGCUCCGCACCCCCCCGAGCUGCGCGCCGCGCACGUGGACCACGCGGGCUCCGCUGCGGACGGCGCGGACCGGGGCGUCGACGUGGAACAGAAGACCGCUUCACUUGGCGUUGGCUCUGGUGCCCUGGGCCUUUCGCCGUGGCACGCGGCGCCAUGUGGUGCGGCUUUGGGCGAGUUUCGGACCGACACCUAUGGCUGAGGAGCAGAAGCAGGACAUCCGGUCGACUCAAAUCGGAUCACGAGUCUCUUACGUGGUGCUGAGCAACAUGCAGCCCAUUCUCAGACAACUGGACCAGUAUGGCUAUUCCCAGGUGGACGGCUUCCUAGGGGAUGCCAAUGGCUAUCCCGAGCAGAUCCGGGCUGAGAUGAAGAGUCUCUUUGACAAGGGCUUUUUUGAAGAGGAGCCGGAAUCCGACGCGCAGUUCAAAGUUGGCCCCUAUCGAAUCACCAAUCAGGACCGAGAGCAUCGAUUCCGGUACCGAAUCAAGGGCAGAAGUGGCGAAGAAAGGAUGGAACAACUCAUUCAGAAUCAGUAUGAGAUCGCUCCCACCGUGGUGAACUUUGCUCGCAGCCUGCUGGUGUCCUUCGCCCGGCCCCUGGGCGAGCUGACGGAGAGCGGGCUUUCCAACACCAAAGGUAUCUCUGAGCUUUUCGUUCUUUGUGGCCAGGGGGCCAGAUAUGACCGGCGCGUGAGCAAUGUCUACGGCUGGCAGACCGAACAAGGAUUUGUCCGUGACCCGCGUAAGUUGGUGGCGAUCUAUUUCUCAAAUCCGAACUAUCGCGAAGAGCUGGGCGGUGUCUUACAACUGGAGGGCGUCAUCACGCCCACGGGUGCUGUGCGCAUUUCGCCGGUGGCAGAUCGACUGGUGCUCUUCUGGGCCGACAAGACAGUUUGGUCCAUGACGCCUUCCCGGUCGAGCAUGAUCAGUGAACAUCAGUAUGGGAUCAUCAUGCACAUGAUGGCCAAGGGGGAUGUGGACUACGAUCCGCAGAACUUUGCUCGAUGGUUCCCAGAGCUGCGUGACAUGCCAAUGGCGAAGCCGAUGAGUUGACGCCGUGGAAACGACGCGAGUCAGAGUGGGGACGUGAUGCGAAUCACGCGAGGCAAAAAGGAAGAAGACUUAACAUGUACAUGUUUAUCCCUUGAGUUCCAUCAGGAGUCAUCGCCUUCUGGCUGCCAAAACAGAGGCCGUAUGCGAAAAAGCACG